Molecule: messenger RNA, 6233 nt
Organism: Ruditapes philippinarum (Manila clam)
Lineage: Eukaryota; Metazoa; Mollusca; Bivalvia; Venerida; Veneridae
Product: ubiquitin-conjugating enzyme E2 J1-like
Exons: 7
Coding region: 105-1433 (442 amino acids)
Source: RefSeq, a predicted model, not a curated record
GUUAAUUUGUAAAUAACUCUUCAAAAGAAAGACACGUCAGAAAUUGAUUCAUUUUCUGUAUUUUUUGUUUAGUCUAAAGCAGUGCAUUAAAAUAGUUUGACAAUAUGCAGGGCAUGUAUAGUAUGCGGAGUCCAGCUGUUAAAAGGUUGAUGAAGGAGGCUCAAGAACUGAGGGAACCAACAGAACAAUAUGCUUGCCAACCUUUGGAGGAUAACUUGUUUGAGUGGCAUUUCACUAUUCGUGGACCAGCAGAUUCAGAAUUUGAUGGAGGGCUGUAUCAUGGUAGAAUUAUUUUGCCUCCAGAGUAUCCCAUGAAACCACCUAGCAUCAUUAUACUUACACCGAAUGGGAGAUUUGAGGUGAACAAGAAGAUAUGUUUAAGUAUAUCAGGUCAUCACCCAGAGUCAUGGCAACCAUCCUGGUCAUUAAGAACUGCAUUACUAGCUAUAAUAGGGUUUAUGCCGACUCAUGGUGCUGGAGCUCUCGGCUCUUUAGACUACUCUCCGGAUGAGAGAAAAAUUCUUGCUAAAAGGUCACAAGAUUAUAAUUGUCCGUCAUGUGGUUGUAUUAAGAAUGUAUUGAAGGAGGUGACGGAGGAAUCCAAGAAAACAACAGAGGAAGCUCGGGAACUGGCGGCACAAAUCAGUUUUAAGGAUGAGAAAGAGAAAAAUGCAGCAUUGAAGUCAACUACUGAAACAUCACCAACAGCUGAACAGGUAACACCAGUAGCAGACGACACAUCUGGAAAUGGAGCGACAGCAUCACCGUCUGCUGUACCCCAACCUGGUAUGACAUCACAACAAUUUGGUCAGUUUCCUUUCAGAAUGCCAUUUUUCCCUCCAUUUCCACAGAUGAACUCACAGUUUGCAAAUACUGGAGUUAAUACUGCCACACAAGUUCCUAGAUUUCCUCUGCCAUUUGUUUCACCAUUCUAUCCACCAAUGAUGCAGCCAGGAACAUUUCCUAUGCCUCCCAUGAUGCCUGGCAUGCAGGUGCCUCCAUGGCAACAUAAUACAAACAUAACACAACCACAGAGUCCUGCGUCUGCUGCAGUACCACCUAGGGAGACUACUCCAACAAAUAUAGGCAGUUCUACAGGUCAAGUCAAUAAUUCUGACAAUCAAACCUCUAAUAUUGAAAUUCCGAGUCCAGCAAAUUCUACAACACAAAAUGAUGAAAAUUCCUCUACAAGUGAAACACCCCUCACAAGUCAGGAUGGACUCCGCCACAGAAAUGUUGCCUCAGCAAGUCAUACAUCGACGAGUCAUACCCAUUCACAUCACAGGAGGUUUGAAGCAGCCAGCACUGAGAACAGAGAGGAUCAACGGGUUGACAGAUUAUUACUUCUGUUUGCUGCGUUUGUUGUUAUUGUAAUAGCAUUGUUGUUAAUAAGAAGACUUUAUAUAAUGAAGCUUAUACAGUUUCCUCUAUAAGGCUGAAUAACAUAGAAAACAUACACUAAGUUAAACAUAAUAUAGAUAAUGAUGUACAUAGAACAGUUGUAAACUGUUCAUUACUGGACCAAAACAGACUAAGAGAAAAUAGAAAAUGAUCUUUACAGUUGUAGUAGGACUACUUUUUCAAAAGGUUUUAUUACAAAGAAUUUAUAAUGGUACUAGGAUUUUUUUCUUAUUUUGUCUAUUUUUGUGCAAUAACUGUUUUAUAUUGGAUAUAGUACUUUCCAUUUAUAAAGAUUAGUUUGAGAUAAUAGCUUCAUAUAAGGAUAACAAUAUAGGUAUAUGUGCCUUGGACAGAUAAGUAUAUAGGUCUUGACUGAUAAGUCUAUGAGUUUUAUGGAUCAUUUUGAGGAUUUUGUUAACAUCAGACUUUAUCAUUAAUGUCACGGAACUGCCAUCAACUUUUCAACAGAUUUAUGUGGAGAAAAUUGCGUAAGGAAAAAACAUUUAUAAUAUAACAUGUAUUGCUAAAAUGUAUACAAUAUGUGGGUUUUUGCAAUGACUAUAAAUAUCUCUGUUAAUUUACUAUUCUGCAAUCAUAUUUAGUUUAUAAAAAAAUAUUUUAGUUUGAUAGUGUUGGAAGCUAUAAGCCUAUUGAAACACUCAUGAAUCCGUUCCUGGAACCAACCAGUUAAUCACAUUUGGUGUAAUAUGAAAGUCUUUUGCCAAAAUAUUGAUACAUUGUAAUGUUUUUAUGUUAGAUGCACAUGUAUGUACACAGAUAUUGAAUGAGUUUAGGUUCAAUAACUAAAUAUAUUUAAAGUGUUGAAUAAAAUCAUAUUAUGAUGAGUUCAAUAUCUUAAGUUUUGAAUUUACAUGUUUAGUAUAAGCUUGCCUUUUUGCUAUGUUUAUGUAAAGCAAAUUAUGUUGCAUUACAUAGUUAUUAUACUAAGUGUAAUAUCCUUUUUAUAACAUGACUUAAUUAUACUCUUGCACCAUGAUUUAUGUGACAAACUCCUUUAAUCGUCCUUCUUUUUCUUGUUUUGGGUAUAAGAUUUGGCAGCAUCUGUCAUUUUCAACAACAAACUAGUUCACAUUAAUUUUGUUUAUGCUAGUAAUUAAAUGCUUGGUCACAUCACUAAUGAGCCAAAAUGUAAAACUUGACUCGAGGUAUCUAUAAAAGAAUUCCAAUAAAGAAAUAUACUCAUAACUUCUGUAUAGCCCUAGGCCUGGAUACAUGUGCUGCAUUUUGAAUGUUUUAGAAUGAUUAUAUUUUUGAAAAUUUAUGAAGAAUGAAAUAGAUAUACACUUCAUGAAAAUUGUAAGUCUUCUAAUUUUCAAACUUGCGGGGUAAAUCUGUCAUAAUAUAUGACUGUUCAAUAUUGAAAAUUUCUAUUAAUUUUUCUGUCAUUGGUUAGAAUGAUUUUUAAGCAUAGUCAACAACCCAAAUCCAAACCAAUUUAUAAGUUAAUACAGUCAAAUCUUUGAUAAGUUAUUAGCUUUCUGAAUUGUGAUACAUAUGAAGUUUAAGUCAAGAGUGAACUUUUACUCACAGUGCUAAUAAGUUCUGUCUAGUGUACAUGAUAGAUUUACAUGUAUUAUAUGCUUAGUAUUUCUUUAAUAUAUACAUGUUAUUAUAUUCAGAACAACUUCAUGUACAUUUAUAUAAGAUUAAGAUGUAAUUUAUGUAUUAUUGACAAAUAUUUUGUCAGACAGAUUUAUUGUUUACAGCUAUUCAUACAUAUUUUAUGUAACAAUAGUAUAUGUUAUUUUUGUUUUGGAGUGAUAUAUGUGGAUAUAUUACCUGCUAAGAUUUUAUAUCACCCGAGCCGUUAGGCGAGGGUGAUAUUUUAUCCUGGCAGGCAAUAUAUCCACAUAUAUCACUCCAAAACCAAAAUAAUAAUUUUAUUACCCUUCCCCUGCUGAGUUUAGACGAUUUUUUAAAAACUCAUUGUUGUUUCAAAUGAAACGUCGAAAUAAGAUUCCCUUUUGGGUACCCCUUCAUCACAACAUGACGUAACAUAAAUACAUGACGUAUUUUUCCCGUACCUAACGAAUGUAAAAAAGAGAAAAGGAGUAGUCUAUUGAACGCACAUUUUGUAAUUAAUAUCAAGCUUUCACAAGGUCAUAUUUGUUUUCAAUAAUGAUGAGAAUAUGUAUCAUUACUCUAUUUUGGUAAACAUUUAUCAUUUGACAGUUAAAAAGUGCUUGUAAAUCGGAAUUUACACCGCGUAAAAUCAAACCGUACGCGCAUCUCUUCAUCGCAUGUUGUUUACAACGUGGGAUACUCAACGGGGAAAUUUAGUGUGUAUAUUACCCGUCUGGCUCGGUAAUAUCAAUUUCUUUCGGGUGAUCAAUAACCAAUCAAAAAGGCAGAAAAAAUCUGGAAGGGUAAUAAAGUGUUAUAUUUUAUCAUGAUGUUAGCUCAUUCAUGAAACCUGUUGCAAUAUGGAGAUUGAUUUUAAUUGUGCUUAUAAUUGGGACAUCUUAUAUUUAGUGAUAAAAAAGCUGGGAAUGUGAAUAAGUUUAUAAUAUUUACAUUGUAUUCCCAAAAUUUACAUACUAUCCUUAAAGAUUACUAUGUUCAAGUUUGAAGACAAUCCAUUAAAAAAUAACAAAACUAUAGCCACUAAUAGCAAAAAAACAAGCAACAUUUGGACAUUUGACCUUGAAGGUCAAGGUUAUUUAUGGAUGAAGGUCAAGGUUAGUCUGGUCUACUGAAAGGUCUUGUCCCAAGGGUUGCUGUGGCAAAGUAUUAAGACAAUACACCAAGAACUUAAAAAAAUAUGAUCAAGGUACAAGUUUGCAGACGGGAAUGACAUGCUGACAUGACUGUAACAAUACCAAAAUUCUUUUUUUUUUUUCAAAAACAAAGUUGAGCUAAUAAAAUGAUGAAGAGUAAAAGGAUAGCUUGGCACAGACAAAAUUUUUUGUUAUCUAUAAUUACACUGUAUGUAACACAUUUUCAUCUUUAAUUAAAUUUGAAGUAAUUUGUUUAGAUGACUAUGGGACAAGUUUAUGUUGAAUGUCACCAGUAAAUAUUGUCUUGAUUAUAACUAUUAUAACAACAUUCAUCAUUUCUGUAUUAUUUGGUUGUUUUCAUCAUGCUUUUGUUAUACAUUUGCAAUAUUUGUCAUAUCAAGUGCUUUUAGAGUCUUUGAUGAAAAUAUUCUUGAUUUGCUGAAAUUAUCUGUAAUUGUAUUGGACCUUACUCGCUUACUUUUAUUUGUUUUGUUUACAUAAAUUAUGUCUUUCUUUUACCUGUACAUGUACAUUGUAUUAUUGGUUCAUUUUGAUUGCACAUUUGUGUGAUAAUUUUUUUUCUUGAAGGUAAACAUUAAAGUUUGAAAGCUGCAUCAUCAUGUGAUGUAAAUUACUCAACUGAUAAUAUUUCAUACAGUCAUAUUGUAUAUAAAUAAAUCAGAGAAAACAAUUGGGAUAUUUUACAGAAGAUCAUUGAGAAGCCCAAAUAAUUUUCAUGUUUGAUACAUUUUCAUUGGGUGUUACUGUCACAAGUUAAUGAGACGGUUUUCUGUUUAUACAAUUAUUUAUGAUAACAUUUUGUCUCAUGUUCUUGUGUUGUAAAUAUGCACACUUGGAUAUAUAGUGAAUAAAACUUAAAUCUUGGAGAUGAUAUAUAGGUAUCAAUCUUCUGUUUUAGUACAAUAAAUGCAUGGUUUGUAUUCAAAUACCUUAUAAUUAAUCAUUCAAGACUUUUAAACGACCACCAUCUUCAAACACACUUUCAAAAUUACAAAAUGUAAUAUAAAUUUCUCACAUUAUACCACUAUGAUAAAAAAUGCAGUAUUAUUCUAGUAAGUUAUUUUAUGCACUUCCAUUAAGGUAGAGAUGUAAGAAAUGUGAUAAAACAAAAUAUAAAGAAGCACUGUUCAGUUUUCCCCAGAAUAUUUAUUUCACAAUGCUUUAGGUUUUGUACUGUAACAUGUAAUUGCUAUACAAUGAUUGGUGACAAGUUUAGGGUUUUGAUGCAAAAAUGUUUUUGUUUUCUGAUGUUACUGAUUUCUUUUUAUUUUUUAUAUCUUUAAAUUGUGUAAUUUUUAAAGGAGUUUGGGAUUUUUUAAAAAUUUAUUCUGGAGUUGUUUCUGUUACUCAAAAUUUUUUAAAAAAUUUGAUGACAUUAGAAACAAAUUUUUUUACUUUUUCCCUAUAGAUAAGAGCAGCGAUUGAUUUUGUUCUCUGGUCUGCAUGUAAAUAUUUUUGUCAAAAAUUAAUUCUAUCUUGUACAAUGACGCAAGAAAUUUGUUUGAUAAAAUUAGUUACAUAAUGUUUUGUUUAAGAAAUAAUAUAUCCCAAACUGUGAUUUUAUUGCUCAAUAACAUCACUGUUUGGAGUUCGGAUGCGGGGAAUUAUAUCACGAGGGCGUAGCCCGAGUGAUAUAAUGAUGCGCAUCCGAACGACAAGCAGUGAUGUUAUCAAGCAAUAAAAUCACCGAUUUGGAUAUAUUAUUUCGAUUCUAACACGACAUCAACAAAUAAAUGCUGCCGUACAUGAUAAUUAGCUAAAUUGCGCCUGAUUUGUUUCCGUACUUAUUGUCAGCGCGUUACAUUUUUAGUGGUUACGUCACGUGUAUAAUGAUUACGUCACAUGUCUAAAUAUAGAACGUCAAACAGUGAUUUUAUAGCAUAAUAACACACACUUUCGGUUCUUCUUUGUUCAAUAGGGAAAAAUGCGGGUCGUGUUAGAAUUAACAUUAUUUUAGCUGAUGUUGAGGUUGUUUUAUGUAAAUGUUAUUUUCACACUUGGGGAAAUGUUAAUUUUGUCUUGUAUUGUUAUCCAUUAUUAAGGAAAUCCAAGUUAAAUAAACUUCAAAACAUG